Molecule: messenger RNA, 360 nt
Organism: Rhizophagus irregularis DAOM 181602=DAOM 197198
Lineage: Eukaryota; Fungi; Glomeromycota; Glomeromycetes; Glomerales; Glomeraceae
Source: RefSeq, a predicted model, not a curated record
AUGUUUAUUGAAAAUGAAGUAAAUUUACAUACCUUCGAAAUUGAGAACUCACCUACUAUUAAAUAUUCUAGUAUAUAUCUUGAUAGUAUUCUUGAGUUAAUUUUACAAAAUCCAAAUUUCAUUUACAAUAUUAGAAAUUUAAAACUUUAUAAUAAAGUAUUUAAACAAUUAAAUGUUUUAGAAUCUGUUCAUAUUGUUUAUUGUUCAUCUUUAAAUGAUAGUUUUAUUCAACAAAUUAUUACUUUAACUAAACCAUUUAUGGGCAAGAUAUUACAAAUUGAAUCACUACAAUUAUUAUUACAAAAAUCUGGUGGUUAUUUAGAAAAUUUUGAUUUGGUUUUGGUUUUAGGGGAUCAUUAG